UUCCGGGAAGGCGGGCCGCCCGCCCAGGCCCGGCGCGGAAGUUGCCGGCGGCCCGCGCCCUGCCGGCCAGGCCCGCAGCCAUGUCGUCCGGGGACGCGGGGCCCGGCGGGCGGGAGGGCGCCCCGCGGGCCGCCGCCGCGCUCUGCGGCCUGUACCACGAGGCGGGGCAGCGGCUGAGGCGCCUGCAGGACCAGCUGGCCGCCCGGGACGCCCUCGUCGCGCGCCUCCGCGCCCGUCUGGCCGCGCUCGAGGGGGACACGGCGCCGUCGCUCGUGGACGCGCUGCUGGAGCAGGUGGCGCGCUUCCGGGAGCAGCUGCGGCAGCGGGACGGCAGCGCCGCGGAGGCCGCGCUGCGCCAGGAAAUCGAGAGACUUUCCGAGCAACUAGAAGAAAAAGAGAGGGAGACGCAGCAGCUGAUGAGCCAGCCGGAGCACGAGCGGGAGAGGGAAGUGGCCCUGCUGCGGCGGAGCGUGGCAGAGAAGGAGCGGGCCCGGGCCGCCAGCGACAUCCUGUGCCGCUCCCUGGCCGACGAGACCCACCAGCUGCGGAGGACGCUAGCCGCCACCGCCCACAUGUGCCAGCACCUGGCCCAGUGUCUGGACGAGCGCCAGCGCGCACAGCGGGACGUGGGGGCCGGGAGCCCUGAGCCACAGUGUGCAGAUGGGGACGCCUCUGUCCACGCGGUUGUUGAGAAGUUACGGGAGGAGAAUCGACUGCUGAAGCAGAAGGUGACUCAUGUAGAAGACCUCAACGCCAAGUGGCAGCGCUACGACGCCAGCAGGGACGAGUACGUGCGGGGGCUGCACGCCCAGCUGCGGGGGCUGCAGGCCCCCCUCGAGCCCUCCCCGCCCGAGCUGCUGAGGAAGGAGAUCUCCCGGCUCAACGCGCAGCUGGAGGAGAGGAUGAAUCCUCGCCUACAAGGACGACUUCACGUCGGAGAGGGCCGACCGGGAGCGGGCUCAGGGCCGCAUCCAGGAGCUGCAGGAGCAGGUGGCCUCGCUGCAGCGCCAGGCGUCCUGGAGACAGGAUUCUCGGGAGCCAGGCUCCUGCCGGAUCCACACUGGGAGCAAGACUCCCAGGUACUCAGAGACGGACACGUCAGAGCGUGUGGCAGCCGGUGGCUGGAGGCCUGGGACAGGAGCCCAGUGGCUACAACUCCCUGCAGAGGGCGGGUGCUCCGGAGCCACCCAGAGAGGCCAGGGGGACCUGCAGUGCCCGCACUGCCUGCAGUGCUUCGGCGACGAGCAGGGCGAGGAGCUUUUCCGGCACGUGGCCGAGUGCUGCCAGUGAGCCUGCGGGUGCGGAGGCAUGGGGCGGCCCCCAGGGCAGGCCGGGGCUGCUCGUCACGUCACUUAUUUUUGUAAUAAAUGUACUGGCUGGAGUGUCCGCUCGGAGGAUGUGUGCUGGGGGCUGGGGCAGGGACCCGGCAGCACUGUCAUCCGAGCCCGCGCGUCAGAGCAGCUGGGAGGGGAAGCAUCACUGCUGCGGGUCACCUGUCGGGGCGGGGGGGCGUGGCGGGCAUCCAGCUGGGAAGUAAAGGGCUGGGAGUGAGGCGGGCACCUGCUGGGAGCCAAUGAGAGCCCUGCAGGGCGGGGGUGGUGCACAGGGUCCCGGGGGAGGGGGGCUGGCAGCCCCCAGGACAGGUGCAGCAGGGGAGCGUUCCGGUCAUCCUCCACAGGGUGUGGACGACGAGGCACAGAGGCCUGGGGUCACUUGCCCAAGGUCACAGAGCAGGUGACAAAGCUGGGAUUUGAACCCAGGCCACCUGGCCCCCGAGCCCAUGUGCUUUAUCACGUGGUCUGCACUUGCCUUCACGAGGAGGUGCUGCCGUCACCGUGAGGGCCAGCGCUGGUGCGGUGCGGUGCGGUCCCUCUGGCCUGGAACAUGCUCUCCGUCUUCUGCUUGGCUAAGUCCUCCUCCAGCUGCGGUUCAGGCAUUGCCUCCUCUGUGGGCUCCCCGUGCACCCCACUUUCCAGGAGCCUGACUGGAAGCGGUCAGUCUGUGGGACAUGGGUGCUGGCAUGUCACAGGAAGCCUCCAUCUCCCUGUCUUGAGGAGCUGGAGGAGUCUGGAAAUAGAUGGGGCCCCUGGAAAGAAGGGAGCCACGGAAGAGGGCGCCCGCAAAUCCCUGGCUGACCCCUGAAGUGUGCCAGUUCACACCAGACUCCAGGGUCCCGGGGCGGGGACAGUGCUGUCCACUGCAGGUGGCACUUCCGAAUGUGAGUCCCUCGGGGUUAGAGGGGCAGGUAGACACCUUGGUUUUCUUUGAAACCCUUGAAAGGCGAUAUUUUAGGAGUAAGAUGAACAUCUUAGGGCAAAACCAAAACAGCCCUGCCCUUCCAGGCAGCCAACCAGUAAUUCACUGGCCCAUUUUAACAAAACCCAGCUUUCUUCAGACACCGAUUCUGAAGAAUUCUGAUUCUUUGGUAACAGAACCCAGGACCUUGUACUAUAUUAACCACAGUCCAGUAUACAGUGAAACGUACUAGACACAGGGAAAAGGAGGCAUAAUGAAGAUCUGUUCACGCUAACAGAACGUGUACCCAGCAGAUGGUACCACAGGAAGCAAGUGCACUACGGAGGUCAUUCAGGCUGGAGGGAAACGAUUCCAGGUAAAAACAAACAGAAAGGCGUGAUGAGCACGGCAACGGGCAGAUGUGAAUGAGCACUGGCUGUUUAAGACAAUGUCUUGAGGGUUUUAAAACAUGCAAACCUGUGACCACAAGGACAGGAGUGCCGACCGAACUCACAAUUCUCAGGUUUCUGCACGAUUUACGCGGGACUGUCAUGACUGAAGGAAGCACAUUAUAAUCUCCAGGGCAACCACUAAAGGAGUAAUGGAGGUGUUUAACUAAAAAGGUAAUACAAAAGAAAAAUAAUGGUUUUAUUAAUGCAAAGCAAGAAAAGUUAGGAGAACCAGGGGAAUAAAGGAGAGAUGAGACAAAGUGGUGGGCAAGAUGGUAACUUAAACCCAACUGUAUCUGUAAUUACAUUAAAAAUAAAUGGACCAAACACUGAAAGACAAUGACUGUCACACUGGGUGUCACCUGUGUGCUCAUUAGGAAAGAUACACUUUACAUAUAAGAACAGAGAGAAUGGAGAGGACAAAGGAUCCACCAUGCCUCAUUAACCAAGAAAAUGAGAGUGAUUAUCAGACACAGUGGACUCUGAGACAAAAAAUAUCACCAGAAACAAAGUACAACCGUGCAUCACAAUAAAAGGGUGAAUUUACCAGGACUAUAUAACACACCUAAAUUUGUGUAGAGCUAAUAACAUAAAGCAAAAGAACUAGACAAAUGCAUAAUCUCAGUUGGAGGUUUUAACAUACCUUUCUCAGUAACUGAGAGAAGCAUGGGAAAAAAUCAGUAAGGAUACAGAAGAUUUAACCAAAAUACUCUCCUUGGCCUAAUUUCAUACAUAGAACCUAAGUUACACCCAACGAAAGUUAACUAUAAUUCUUUCCAAGUGCACAUGGAAUGCUUCCACAAGAGACAGAUUUGUGGACCAUAAAUCAAGUCACAGCAUUUUCCAAAGAUCCUAGCCACUGAAUUCAUGGUCGCUGACCACAGUGAAAUUAAACCACAGCUCAGUAACAGAUAACUACUAAAUUCUCAACAUAUUUCUAAAUGACCCAUGGGAAAAAUAAAUACAACAGAAAUUAGGAAGUAUUUUGAACAGAGUUGAAAAUGAAAAUAAAGCUUGCUAUAAAUUAUGGAAUGCAGCUAAAGCAGUGAUUCAGGGAAAUGUAAUAGCUCCAAAGGUAUAUAUUAGAAAUGAAGCAAGGGUAAACGUCAGUGAUCCGAAUCUAAAAAAAAUUAAAAAAUGGUACUAAUGAACCCAGUGACAAGACAAGAAUAAGGAUGUAGAUGCAGAGAAUGGACUGGAAGACACGAGGUUGGGGGGGGCGGGGGGUGAAGGGGAAGCUGGGAUGAAGUGAGAGAGUAGCAUGGACAUAUAUACACUACCAACUGUAAAAUAGAUAGCCAGUGGGAAGUUGCUGUAUAACAAAGGGAGAUCAACUCGAUGAUGGGUGAUGCCUUAGAGGGCCAGGACAGGGAGAGCAGGAGGGAGUCGCAGGAGGGAGUCUCAGGAGAGAGGGGAUAUGGGGAUAUGUGUAUAAAUACAGCUGACUGGUGUACCUCAAAAACUGGUACAAGAGUGUAAAGCAAUUACAUUCCAAUAAAGAGCCUAAAAAAAAAAAAGUCAUCCAAGUGCUCAUCUCAAGAAGCUAGGAAAAGAACUGCAAAUUAAACCCACAGAAAAUGGAAGGAUAUGACAAACGAGCAGAAUCAAUGAAAUGGAAAGCAGACAAAAGUCAACAAUGCCAAGAGCUGGUUCUUUUAAAUAGUAAUAAACCCAUAUAGCAUGACGAAGCAAGAAAAAAAGAGAAAACAAAUUGCUAACACCAGGAGUGAAAGGUGGGCAUCACUCUAGAUCUUGAAGAUACUAAAAAGAUAAGGAUAGACUAUGAACAACAUAUAAAGCUGAUAAAUUUGACAAGUUAGAUGAAAGGGAUAAAAUCCUUGAAGCACACAACUUACUAAAACUGAUAUAAGAAGAAAUAGAGGAUUUCCCAGAUGGCGCAGUGGUUAAAAAUCCACCUGUCAAUGCAAGGGACACGGGUUCGAUCCCUGGGGUGGGAAGAUACCCCAUGCUGCGGAGCAACUAAGCCUGUGCUCUACAGCCCAUGAGCCACAACUACUGAACCCAUGUGCCUAGAGCCUGUGCGCCACAAGAGAAGCCACCACACUGAGAAGCCCGUGCACCGCAGUGAAGAGUAGCACAGCUCACAACUAGAGAAAGCCCACAUGCAGCAACAAAGACCCAAUGCAGCCAUAAAUAAAUUUAUAUAAAAAAAGAUGAAAGAGAAAACCCGAAUAGCUCUACAUCCAUUAAAUAGAUUGAAUCUGUAAUUUAAAACCUUUUCACAAAGAAAAUUACAGUCCCAGAUGACUUCACUGGUGAUUUCUUCCAUACAUCUAAGAAAGAUACACCAAUCUUACAUACACUCAGGAAGUAGCAAGUGGGAAUGUUUUCCAUCUCAUUUUAUGACACCAAGACCCAAGAAAGACAAGGCAAGAAAGAAAAUGACAGAUCACUAUCUCAUGAACACAGAAGCAAAAAUCCUAAACAAAAUAUUAACAAGUUGAAUCCAGCAAUAAAAAAUAAAUAAUAUGUUAUAACCAAGUGGAAUUUUUAUUACAGGACUGGUUAACAUAAACCCCCCCCCCCCCGCUGAUUCACCAUAAUAAUGGAGGGAAAACCAUACGAUCAUCUCAACAGAAGUGGAAAAAGCAUAUAGCACAAUUCAAUAUCCACUCAUGAUAACACCCAGCAAACUAGGAACAGAAGGAAUUUCCUCCAUCUCAUCAAGGUAUAUGUCCAAAAACCUGUGGCAACCUUCUACUUGAUAAUGAAAUACUGCAUGCUUUCCCUGCUGAGGUUCACAUCAAGGCAAGGUGUUCACUCUUACUGCUGCAGUUCCACAUUGUACAGGAGGUGCUCAGUGCAAUCAGGCAAUGAAAGGAAUAAAAGGAUAGAAACACUGGAAAAGAAGAAAUAAAACCAUCCCUAUUCACAGAUGACAGGCUGUGUAUGUAUUAAAUCCUAGGGGAUCUUAAGAAAAAAGUUUGGAAGUAGUAAGUCAGGUUAACCAUCUCAAGAUACAAUGUAUGAAACCUCUAUUGUAUUCCAGUUCAUUUACAACAACCGGAAAAGCAAAUUUAUAAACCUGCUGUGGGUUGAACUAUGUUUUCCCCCAAAAGAUAAUGUUCACCAAAAAGAUGUUGACGUCCUAAUCCCCAGAAUGUGUGAAUGUGACCUCAUUUGGAAAUAGUGUCCUUGCAGGUGUAAUCUAAGGUGAUGCCCUGAUCCAAUGACUGGAGUCCUUAUGAGAAAAGGACAAGAGACAGACACAGGGGAGAAGACCGUAGGGAGACCGAGACAGAGACUGCAGUGAUGCGUGUGUAAGCCAAGGAUGCCACUGACCACCAGAAGCCAGGAGGCAUAGAGGCGAUCUCUCCUCACCGCCUCUGGAAGGAACCAGUUCUGCUGACUCCUGGAUUUGGGACCGAUACCCUCCAGAACCGAAAGAGCACAUUUCUAAGCCACCUAGUUUGUGGCACUUUGUUACGGGAGCCCUAGGAAACCAAUGCCUGCCUCCUCCUAGGUAAUGUCGAAAACAGAGAGCUUAGAAAAAAUCAUCAAGUCUGCAAAACCUUUACAGUAACAGCUACAGAGUAUUGCUGAGAGAAAUUCAAGAGCAUAGGAAUAAAUGAAAAGACACCACGUUCACAAACUGGGAACGCAGUAGUCUUAAGAUGUCACUUCUUCCCGGUCACAACCCCGCAGGCCUUCGUGACACACUGAUUUUAAAACAAGUACUUUCUGUUCCCCACUUUUCUUGGACUCCAGUUCCAUGUGUGUUAGAACGCUUGAUAUGGUCACACAGAUCUUUUUUUUUUUUGGCUGCAACACACAGCACACGACUCUGACCAGGGACCGAACUCAGGUCCCUGCAGUGAAAGCGCGGGGUCCUAACUACUGGACUGCCAGGGAGCUCCCUGCCACGGGUCAUUUUCCCCAUUUCUUUUCUCUCAGUGCUUCAUUUCUGGUGGUUUCUAUUUAAAUGCCAUCAAGGGCACGGGUAUUUUCUUCCAAAGGUUCUAACCUGCUGUUAUUUGUAUCUGGGGUAUUUUUCCUUUUAGUAUUCUAUCUUUUUUCUUGGUUAGGAUCUUCUUUUUUCCCUUUAGAAUUAUUUUAUUAAAUCAUAAAUGUACAACAGCUUCUUAACUCUACACAUGCACUUAAAUUUUUUUUAAAGGAAAAACGUUAUGUCUUAUUACACCAUGAUCCUGGGAAAUAGCUUUUCAAAACUUUGAGAAAAAUCUUAAAAAAGGUUUCCUCACAUGUCACCUGAAACUUACAAAUUUAACAUUAUCAAAGAAGGGAUGCUUCUACACUCUCACAAAGACCACUAGAGAGAAACAACAAUUAGAAAGCUAAGAAACUGUCUCGAAGGCAUUUUCCCGCCAGUCCUUCCUCCACAGUAGGUGAUGUGAUUAGACAAUCCAGUCCAUGCACAAGGGCGCUCUGCACCUGCCCUGCUUUGGCGCCUUCUGCCACACUGCUGCACGUUUAUGCACGACUCAGCUAAGUUUCCUGAAUGACCUGGAGCUGUUCUGCUACCUCUGGGCUCUCACCCUCUCCUGUUUAGACAGUGACGCCCACAGCAAAUAGGAAGAAGCCCAGUGUCAGCUUCUCCCUCCAUAACCCCCGCUUCCUCCACUGCUCCUGGACCACAGUUUCCUCCACCACACGGUCCCCCCAUAUUUCUGCUACCACCAAAGUUUCCACUCUGCACUGGAUGUAGUCAGGAGGUUGCUGGUUAUUUCCCAAAUCACUGUCAUCUCCACUUCCGUAAUUUCCUCCUCCACGGGUGUCGUAACUGCCUCCGUAGCCCCCACCCUGGUGCCAUAUCCAGGUCCUCAACCACCACACCCUCCUCAUCCUCCUCCACGACCAGGGCCGCCUCCACACCUGCGACAGCCAUCCCCAAGCCCACGACCACGUCCACAGCCAUCACAUCCUCCUCUGAAGUUACUUCCCAGUCCUGGUCCAAAAUUUCCAUCACCACAAGAAUCUCCAGCACCGACGCUGCCUCCUCUCCCACUUCGAGAACUCUGGACUCCCUGCAUUUCUUGUCUAGACACGGCCUUUCUUACUUCUGCAUGAUGACUGCUGAAGGGACGGUAUUUCUGCAGCACACUCUGACUCACCGGACCAUGGUCAUCUGAAGUAACAAAUGCAAACCAAAGCCUCUUUUCUUUCCAGACUGCCCAUCAGUAAUUAGUUCAAUGGUGUCAUUUCCCCAUAUGCCUCAAAGCAACCUCUAAAAUGACGUUCCUCAGUGUCUCCUUUAAUUCCACCAACAAACAGCUUCUUCACAGUUACAGGAGCCCCUGGCUUUCCAAACACCUCUCCUGCAACAGCAUGUCCGGGCUCAGGCACUCUCCCACCAGGUGAACGAGGUCUGGCAGCCAUGGCAGCAUCGACCUCAGCCACGGAUGAAAAAGUAACAAACCCGAAUCCUCUGGAGCUUCUGCUGGCAGGGCCCCUCAUUACCACAGUCUGUAAGUUUUUCCCACUGCUGGUAGUAGUCCCUCAGACUUUCUUCUGUGGUUUCAAAGCUCAAGCCACCAAUAAUUGUACCUUUUCUUUUUCCUCUCCAAAGGAAGUUUCUAAAGUUUUCUCUCUUCUGACCAAGGCAGAAUCCCUUUUAUGAUUAACGGUGUCUAAAGCUUAAGAAGUUUUCACAUAGCUGGUGUCUGACAUUUAGACAAGACAGAAACAAUCUGAACUGUUACUCAUUUUCCACACUUACCCGCUGUCCACUAUCGAUUAGAAAGUUAUUUUUUAAGUGUGCUUAGGGUCAAAGAAAAUACCCAGGUAGAUCCCUUCGCUUGAGACCUUACGCUUCUCAGCCUCAUCAUCAACUGUGACUGCAAACAUAAACGAGAAAAGCAAGUGACGAAGUUCAACAACACAGUGGUCCAGCCUGAAAGUUUUGUGUAUAGUAAUACGCGCACUGAAGAACUGAGCCAUGUUUUAACCAAAGGACAACUAAAGUCAUUUUUAUUUCAGUUUCAUCAUAACUUCUAGCUUAUCACUAAUAAAGGUCUGUGGUCUUACGCAGUAAAGAUUAAACUUCCCAGUAAAAAUAUUACUUAAAAUACAAAUAAAUUCUACGAUUCAGAGAGAACCCUUCAGGAAAAUAAAGGAUUCUGAACCAGAAUACCGCCCCGCCCCGCCCCCAACCUCUCUCCCCCACAGUCGGUAGUAACCUGAUGGCUCUAAACCUGAUUUUUCAUUUCUAAAGUUUCCUACGAUUCAACUAACUGCCUUUUCAAUCACUGCAGACCCAGGUAAAACUGUUAGUCAAAUAAGCGAGGGCUGGAAAACCUGGGCCUGUUUUGUAUGUUCAGUUCAUCUCGUUCAUGUUUUCCUUCAUAUGUGAGCUCAGUCAUAAGGUUUGUAAUAGUCAUUUUAAGGAUCGUGUCUAUAAAGCUCACCAUCUUUGGUUCUGUUUCUAUUGCUUGUUUGAUAUUUCUUCUGAUUGUGGUUUGUAUUUUCCUUCUUCCCGGCACGGCCUGCUACUUUUUUGCCUGGAUUCCAAUAUCGUGAAUUUUACUUUAUUUAGUACAGGAUAGUUUUGUAUUUCUUUUAAAAGAGUGUUGGACUUUGUUCCAGCAGGCGGUUAAGUUCCUGAGGACCAGUGUGGUCCUUGUGAGGCUUGUGUUCAGACUGAGAUUCCACAGUGGGGUCACAGAGCCCCGCGGCGGGGCGGAGGCAGGCCCGCUGAGGACUCCACUCCAUACCGCGUGUCACCAGGUCCCUCCACCCUGGCUGCUGGAGACUCCCCCACGGAUUCACGGGAUUCUUUGCCACACGGGCACACAGUAGUGGAUCUGAGAGGAUUCUCCGCAGACCUGCGGUGCGCUCUAAGCACAGCCCCCCGCGUCUGGACUCCAGCCCCCCAGAUGCUGGUCUCUGCUUCCUUUGCUCAGCAACCCUGCUGGGCUCCUCCAGUGCUGGGGCCUGGAUGCUGCCUCCAGGCAGGAGGCUGGGGCCCCCGGAGGCUCACCUUGUUUCCUGCCCGUCACUCAGGAAACACUGACACGUGCUGCCUCUGUGCCAAGAUCCAAGAACACUUCCUCGGUCUCACAGCUGUAAACAGCAGGAGGACAGGUUCUGCAGCCGCUCUUCCUGCAUGGACGCUGCUGCUCUCAUCCUCCAGCCGACACCGCGUUCUCCACGGAAGACAGCCCGGGGCUCCCGGCACUCAGCCUGCUGCACACACACUCAGCUACACGACUUGUCUUGAGUAGGUUCUUCACAGCUCAGAGCUGCGUGACAUUCCCUUCCGUGCUCUGUGUCUCCCACCCUGCAGUGCUGUUUUCUCUUACGUUUUACUAGUGGGUCCAAAACGGACAGUGACUGCCUGUGACUGUAAAGACGAAGCAGCAGAAGGUCCACUUCCAUUCCGUCAUUCUUCUGCGAUGACUUGGAGGUUUUGUGCUUAAAAUAAUAAAACAGUAUGAACUGUGGGGUAAGUUUUUUUUUUUUCUUUUAAAAAAUAUAUUAAUGAAAUUGAUUAGUAUUGAUUUUUUCUGGUACCAAAAUAUUUUGAUUUUUUAAUAGCAUGAGUACGUAGGCAAACCUCAAUAAAAGAACACUUCAUUCUGUUAUUUC
This is a messenger RNA of Hippopotamus amphibius kiboko, 10250 nucleotides long. RefSeq names its product TNFAIP3 interacting protein 2 (gene TNIP2). Gene Ontology annotation, molecular function: K63-linked polyubiquitin modification-dependent protein binding. Gene Ontology annotation, biological process: cellular response to lipopolysaccharide; regulation of transcription by RNA polymerase II. The record is from RefSeq and is a predicted model, not a curated record. NCBI's taxonomy places the organism in Eukaryota, Metazoa, Chordata, Mammalia, Artiodactyla, Hippopotamidae. The transcript is spliced from 6 exons. The coding region runs from base 81 to 1364 and encodes 427 amino acids.